AUGCCAGACUCAACCCUGUACCUCUACACUUCCCUGACCGCGGGGUCAUCGCACAUCGUUACCGCAACCUCCCGAAUCGAGACAAUCCUCAAAGCGAACAAAUUACCUUUCCGUGCCAUUGACGUCGCCACCGAUGAUGCCGCCCGGAAACUUUGGGGCCGACGCUCCAAGGGCAAGAAGCUUCCAGGGUUGGUGAAAUACGGCGAUAUUGUGGGAGAUCUAGAAGAAGUCGAAGAAUGGAACGAGUUCGGCGAACUACGUAUGGUAAUAAAUAGCGUUCAGGACCUAGGCGGGAUGCCCGCCACCAGCUAUGCUAUCCCAGAAGCGACCGAGGCCAAAACCGAGGCGGCCCCCGCCACAUUCAAACCCUCCACGAUCGAGAUCCAAAACCCUCCCGCUACCAAGCCCGAAGACAAGAAGGAUGAUACGGCUGUUCUAGCUCUGCGCCAGGCUAGCUCGGAGGCUGCAUCCAAGGCGAAGGCCAAGUCGGACGAUAAGAAGGAGCCAGUGAAAGAACAGGUUCCAGAGGUACCUGUCGCCAACCGCACGCACCGUGGGUCAGUGGCCCCCGAAUUGCCAGACACCGCUCCUGAUUCACCAAAGUUCGCGAAACGUCCGACUCUAGUUCCCGAACAAGCGGCCAUAUCCUCGGCGAACUUCCACGUGGAUAACGCAGAGUUGCUUGGGUUGGUUGGACAUCAUCGGUCGUCCAGGGUGUCGACUCUCGAGAACGCGGAUCAAGACCAGACAGUGCAUGAGAUCAGACAGUCCAUAUCUGCGGAGCCUACGGGUACCCUGGAUUCUUUGCGCAAAGAAGCUGCGGAGAAGACGAAGACCGAGUCGAUUGAGGAAGCGCCGAGUCCAAGCGGCGACAAUGUGGCCAUUGAGAAUAAGGAAGAGCUUAUGGAACCCAAUGAGCCUAAGGGCAAUGCUAUUGCUGAAAUGAUUGCAUUGGCUGUGGCGCCUCAAGAGAUCAAGUCCGAGCCUAAGAAGGAGACCAAUGGUUCCAAGGAUACGGAAGAUGAGAAGGAUGAUACCAAGGCAGGGCUGGUUCCCAAGUCAGCCGAGUAG
This is a messenger RNA of Penicillium vulpinum, 1071 nucleotides long. RefSeq lists its product as uncharacterized. The coding region runs from base 1 to 1071 and encodes 356 amino acids. The record is from RefSeq and is a predicted model, not a curated record. Lineage: Eukaryota; Fungi; Ascomycota; Eurotiomycetes; Eurotiales; Aspergillaceae. Gene Ontology annotation, cellular component: cytoplasm. The transcript has 2 exons.